This is a messenger RNA of Protobothrops mucrosquamatus (brown spotted pit viper), 423 nucleotides long. RefSeq names its product UPF0575 protein C19orf67-like. NCBI's taxonomy places the organism in Eukaryota, Metazoa, Chordata, Lepidosauria, Squamata, Viperidae. The transcript is spliced from 2 exons. The annotation marks the transcript as partial. The record is from RefSeq and is a predicted model, not a curated record.
AUGGCCAGUAAGCAAGGGUACAGUUGUCUCGCAGAUGGCUCUCUGGAUAUUCCAAUAUCUAGCCCUGAAGGCACCCCAAGUCUCAGUCCUCAUAGUCCAGGACUGUGUCUUAUAUCUCCUCCAAUUGCAGAAUCUCACUGGCUGAGCAAUGCUCAACCACAGACUGAGGCUCCAUCAGAAAUGAACAUCACUUUAGAAAAGUUGCUUGCUCCAAUAACUGAAAAAUUGAAAUAUUUGCUGAAGAAAGCAGAAGACUUCCAGACUUACCUUCUGUACAGCAGAGACAGAAUGCAGAAGGAACAGUUUGCCAAAGCCAUGCCCACCUUUUUGCAGAUGUGCCAGCCAUAUUUCCACUAUUUGGAAUCUACAGCACGCAGCUGCACACCUUAUUUAAGACCUCCACAGGAACCAGUCCGGAAAAGA